GGUCCGUGCGCCUGCGCAGUGGCCCUUCCUCAGGCGACAGCCAUGGCGGGCCAGGAAGACCCAGUGCAGCGGGAGAUUCACCAGGACUGGGCGAACCGGGAGUACAUCGAGGUCAUCACCAGCAGCAUCAAGAAGAUCGCAGACUUCCUCAACUCGUUCGAUAUGUCUUGUCGUUCGAGACUCGCAACCCUCAAUGAGAAAUUGACAGCUCUGGAGCGGAGAAUAGAGUACAUUGAGGCUCGGGUGACGAAAGGCGAGACCCUCACCUAGAGCCGAGCCGGCAGUGCUGCUGCUGGGAGUCGCUUCGCGGGACGCAGGCCUCCGGGACAGCCCCGCAGCCCCAGCUCCGUCCUCUGCUCAGAGCGCAGGGCUUACUCUUGUUUUCCCUCUCUGCCAUGCACGUCGGGGAGUGUGGUGUGGCAUGCGGGGACCAGUCCAGGGGCGCUUGGAAACAACAGGAGGUGCUUGGCCUCUUCAGGAAUGUUCUGUCUGCCGUGUGUUUGAGGCAUUCAGAGCCCAAAGCCUGGGACUCUGCGAAGGCCCCUCCCUCCCCGUUUCCUCGGCUGCCUUGCCCUGGUGAAGUCUGUCUCCUCUCCAGCUUGUGGGUGGGGAGGCCGUGCCCGGGCAAGGGGACUGCCAGAGGAUGUGGCUAACCCACCUGCUUCUUGUCUUCUGCGGAGGGGCGAGACCAGGCCCCCAUCUGGCUUGAAAAGGGACAUUUUCAGGGCUUGCUUUCUGUCACUUGGGGUGUCUUCACUGCUCCUGUUUCCCUAAUAAACCCCUCGAUUUGA
This is a messenger RNA of Erinaceus europaeus (western European hedgehog), 791 nucleotides long. It is a transcript of the gene BRK1, whose product is annotated as BRICK1 subunit of SCAR/WAVE actin nucleating complex. Gene Ontology annotation, biological process: regulation of actin polymerization or depolymerization; cell motility; actin filament organization. Gene Ontology annotation, cellular component: SCAR complex. The coding region runs from base 43 to 270 and encodes 75 amino acids. Lineage: Eukaryota; Metazoa; Chordata; Mammalia; Eulipotyphla; Erinaceidae. Gene Ontology annotation, molecular function: protein-containing complex binding. The transcript has 3 exons. The record is from RefSeq and is a predicted model, not a curated record.